UAGCUGUCUUGGAGAGAGAGAGAGACAACAUAGGGAGGAGACGCUUGUGAGUGGAGAGUGCAGAUAAAGAGGGGAGGAAAUGAGACAGCCGGCUGAGGCCUGUUCACACACCGCCCCGGGUACAGCAGCAUGAAACCAGAGAGGAAAGGGUUACAGAGCAGGCCUGCCAGGCUCAUCCCAGAACAGUGAGUCAGCAGAGUACAGUAGAAAGCUGACACGCCCCCUCCACAAGACAAAAUGAAAUACACCCACACUAUGAACUGAGAAUUCCUGAAAGAUACCACCUAUUGGUUCCUUUUUUUUUUUUUCCAAACAGCAGCCAUGGACGAUACUGAAUUUGGCCGUUUUGUGGACUGGGAUAAGAUGGAUACUGGAGGACAGGAACAGAGCCCUAAAGUAUUAAACUGUACAGAUUUCCAAGAGCUAAAACAACUAUCACGUCAGGGGUACUGGGCAAAAAGCCAUUCAUUAAGGGCCAAGGUAUAUCAAAAACUGAUAAAGGAGAUCCCGUGCCGCACGGUAACACCCGAUGCCAGUGUGUAUCGUGACAUUGUGGGCAAAAUAGUUGGCAAGCGAAAUGCCAGCACCCUGCCUCUGCCUGAGUUUGUGGAUGACCGACAGGUUCCCAGCUACUGUCUAAACUCCGAAGGCGUAGGAGCUGUUAGAAAAAUACUCUUGUGCAUCUCAAACCAGUUCCCCGACAUCUCCUUCUGCCCUGUCCUUCCAUCUAUUGUUGCCCUUCUCCUCCACUAUAGCCAGGAUGAAGCAGAAUGCUUUGAAAGCGUUUCCAGAAUACUGGCUUGCAAUGACCCCAACAAACGGCUUGUUGACCAGACUUUCUUGGCUUUCGAAUCUUCUUGCAUGACCUUUGGGGAUCUUGCAGGCAAAUACUGCCAGGGACCCCACAAGCUCAUGGUAGCCGUAUCUGCAGAUGUCCUAGAGGUUUAUUCUGACUGGCAGAGGUGGCUUUUCGGAGACAUGCCCUUUACCUAUGUUGCACGUUUGUUUGACGUGUUUCUGGUGGAAGGUUAUAAAGUGUUAUACAGGGUAGCCCUAGCUAUUCUCAAGUUCUUCCACAAAGUAAGAGGUGGCCAACCAAUGGAGACGAACAACGUAAAAGGAGACAUCCAAGCGUUUGUGAGGGACGUCGGAAAGUCUGUGUCCCCUGAGAAGUUGCUGGAGAAGGCCUUUGCAAUUCGCCUCUUCUCCCGUAAAGAAAUUCAGCUGCUUCAUAUGGCAAAUGAAAAAGCUCUGCAGCAGAAAGGGAUCACUGUAAAACAGAAAAGAGUAAAGUCUUCUGGCCGACAGAAUGUCCACCUGGCUGUCGACGCAGAGAACUUCAAGUCUGCCAUUGUGAGCGUAAAAGAAAUGAAAGACAUUUGGUCCUGGAUUCCAGAGAGAUUUGCCCUCUGCCAACCACUAUUGCUUUAUACCAAUCAAGAACAUGGCAACAGCCUGAGCAGGUUUUACUUGCACUGUGAAGGACAUGAGCCUACCCUGCUGCUUAUCAAAACCAGCAACAAAGAGGUUUGUGGUGCGUUUUUGUCCACUGACUGGAGCGAACGAAGGAAGAGUGGGAACAAGCUGAGCUUCUUUGGGACUGGAGAGUGCUUUGUAUUUCGGCUGCAGCCAGAGGUGGAGCGCUAUGAGUGGGUGAUAAUAAAGCAUCCGGAGCUUGGUAGAGCUUCUUCGGCAAUUGCAGACAAUGAGUCUAUCUCUGUCCAGGAGACAGCUGAAUGCUCUGACCCCUCCAACCGUCUGUCACCCUUUCUGGCCACUCGUCAUUUCAACCUCCCAUCCAAAACUGCCUCCAUGUUCAUGGCAGGGAGCACAGAGUGCAUCAUCAUUGGAGGUGGUGAUGGACAAGCUUUGUAUCUGGAUGCUGAUCUGAACUAUGGACGAACCAGUCACUGCAAUACCUUCAACAACCAGCCUCUGUGCUCAGAGACUUUCCAGAUCGCCACCAUUGAGGUGUGGGGCUUUAAGGACAAUCUGAACAAUGAAGAGCGCUCCUCUGCGUUACCAUGAGGUGAUUCCUUUUCAUAGCAUUAACGUGUAAUUCUGGACAUGUUUUGGCUGGGCGUGCAGAGCCGGUAUGGUGGCAGCUCGAUCUCCUGCUCUCCUUCCAUCAAUGUGCAGAGCUAGUUUGUCGGACUUUAAUACUGAUUGACCAAAUCGAAUGGGCCUAUGGACUCUUACUUGUAAGCAGAAGUGAAACUGUCUUGACAGUCUCAUUGGACCAAGCAAAAUUGUGCACAUUCCAGUCCCUAAACAGGUUCCUAUUAGAUUAAUUCCUGCUGAUAUUCUAAUGGGAGCCUCCUGUAGACUCCUGUCCGGUUCGGUGCCUCUCCUCCAUGUUUGCUGUGUACAUCUCCUUGUUUCUUGUCCUCUCACUUUCACCUGCUCCCCACAGUGUUCCAUGUUCAGUAGUCCCUUGUCCGAUUUGUUCUACAAAACCAGAAAUUAUUGGAAGGGUCACUUCCGAGUCUGGACAGAUGUGACAUUAUAUGAAUUUACCUGAGCCCAUCACCCUAUGUGGUGAAUAUUUCAAGAAUAAAAGUCAAUCUCAGA
Messenger RNA from Hyla sarda, 2571 nucleotides. It is a transcript of the gene TBC1D24, whose product is annotated as TBC1 domain family member 24. NCBI's taxonomy places the organism in Eukaryota, Metazoa, Chordata, Amphibia, Anura, Hylidae. The record is from RefSeq and is a predicted model, not a curated record. The transcript has 9 exons. The coding region runs from base 322 to 2028 and encodes 568 amino acids.